Molecule: messenger RNA, 744 nt
Organism: Naumovozyma dairenensis CBS 421
Lineage: Eukaryota; Fungi; Ascomycota; Saccharomycetes; Saccharomycetales; Saccharomycetaceae
Gene: EFG1
Product: Efg1p
Exons: 1
Coding region: 1-744 (247 amino acids)
Biological process (GO): maturation of SSU-rRNA from tricistronic rRNA transcript (SSU-rRNA, 5.8S rRNA, LSU-rRNA)
Cellular component (GO): nucleolus; preribosome, small subunit precursor
Source: RefSeq, a predicted model, not a curated record
AUGGCUAAUCCAAAAAGUCACAGGAAAAAUAAUGCAUUAGGAGCAUCAUUAGAGAUGACUCAAUUUGUAGAUGCAGGUGCCAAUAAAAUAAAGAAAAGAAUAAGAGAUCUUGAAAGAUUAUUGAAGAAGAAGAAAGAUAUAUUACCAGAUACAGUGAUUAUAGAGAAGGAAAGAACUUUAGAAGCUUUGAAAUUGGAAUUAGAAAAUGCUACAUUAAGACAGAAGAUUAAACAUAAUGCUAAAAAAUAUCAUAUGGUUAGAUUCUUCGAAAGGAAAAAGGCAUUAAGAAGAUACAAGAAAGCUUUGAACGAAUUGACCUCUGCAAAGGAUAAAGAUGAGAAGAAAAUAAAAGCAACAGAGUUACAGGAAAGGAAAAUUGAUUUAUGUUAUGUGGUUAAUUUCCCCAAAACUGAAAAAUAUAUUGCCCUGUAUCCAAACACUAAAAAUGAAGAUGAUUCAGAAUCUGAUUCUGAUAACAAAAAAGAAAAUGACGAAAAAGAUCAAACCAGUCGGAGAAGGAAAGCAUUCCGUUCCGUUGUUAUAAAACAAAUGGAAGAAGGUACUUUACCUGUUCCAUUCGAUGAUAUCUUGGAAGGUAAGAAACUAAAUAAGGAAGGUACUGGUAUCCUAUUAGAAGAUGAAUCUAAUACUAAAUCAGGCAGAAAAGAUGAACGUAAAGCUGGAGAAAAUAAGAAGGAACUUAAUGAAGAAGAAGAAGAAGAGGAAGAUGAUUUCUUUGAAUAA